This is a messenger RNA of Aricia agestis (brown argus), 2220 nucleotides long. RefSeq lists its product as uncharacterized. Bases 263 to 2131 code for a protein of 622 amino acids. The record is from RefSeq and is a predicted model, not a curated record. Gene Ontology annotation, molecular function: zinc ion binding. Lineage: Eukaryota; Metazoa; Arthropoda; Insecta; Lepidoptera; Lycaenidae. The transcript is spliced from 12 exons.
UGUAAUUUUUAUGUAUUAUCCUUAGUUCUUACUUAUUUUAAAUAAGUAUCAGGAAGCAGACAAAAGUGGUUUAUAAUUUUAUCAAAGUCACAACUAAAUGAAACAUCACAAUAACAUACAAGAUUCAAUUAAAUAAGAAGAUAAGUGUUGAUGUUGUUAUAUCAUUUAAAGCCGAUUACAGAAGUUGUUCUUGUGCUCAUGAAUUGUUUGAAACCGAUCUCGAGUUUCAACUGCAUUCGUCGGCUUCGAAUUACCUAUAACAAUGGAGGAGGAAGGAACAAAAACCUGUCCGAACUGUAAACGUGAGAUACCAUCCAGGAAUUAUGAUAUACACACCGUCCACUGUGCAAGGAAUAUCAAAGUGUGCCAUGUGUGUAAGGAACCCGUUCCAUUGAGUGAACUAAAUGACCACCAUGACAAGCUUCAUAAACUCUUACCCUGCAAGGAGUGUGGUGAGAGGAUUUGUGGAACGGACUUGGAGGACCACGUCAGAGACUCCUGCGCCCACACCAUGAAGUCAUGCAGGUUCUGUGACUUGGACCUACAGAGGGGCGAGCUGCCCGGGCACGAGCGGUACUGCGGUGCGCGGACCGAGCAGUGCGCGGACUGCGGGGAGUGGGUCAUGCACAGAUACAAGCAGCUGCACAUCGACUCCAACCACGGAUUUCUGAGGCUUGAUGAUGAUCCAGAGCCUAUCAAGAAAACCAAUAUAGUCAAACCUUUGGGCAACCGGCUAACUAACGGUACUGCUAAUGGAAAAAUAGUCAACCAGGAACCAUCAACCUCCAAGAAUAAAAAUCUCAACUGUAUGCAGAGAGAAUUUGGUCAGCCAGUCUACCAACGACCUAGCCAAACCCCUGGACCUACAACAAGAGAUAGAACUAUCGAGAAUGAUAUCAGGCCGGGGUCUUCUAAUGGUGCAAUACCCAGGGUUAAACGGACCAACGACCAACCACAAGUGAACAGAGCGGGAGAGGCACCGGAUAAAGUGUUGAAGAAUUUGUGGUCUCGUGGGACGGUGAAGAAGCGGCCGGCGCCGCCCCCGCCCGUGGCCGGCGGGCUGCCCGCCCAGCGCGCCCAACAGAGGAGAGAAAGAGAGGAGAGAGAGAGAGCGGAGCAGACAGCUAUUAAUCUCGCACAAGGCCUACCUCCAGUGCUCAGCGCGGCCGAGAAGCUCGACAAAUUGCGCAAGAUGGACGCGCUCCAGAACAGGGAGAUUGAGGACAAGAGCUACAAGAACAUACUGCAGGGCCGCGUAUGGAAAACGCCUGAGGUCUACCCGGGGAAUGUUCUAGGUCGGGCCCCCAUCGACCAAUCAGAGCUGGCGAGGCAGAGGGACAGCUUAAAGAACUUCGUGCCGAUGACACCAGAAGAGUUCGGCGAGCGGUUCCGCACGCUGCAGCUGCGGGGCGAGCGAGGAGGCGGGGCGGAGGGCGGGGCUAGCGGGGGCGGGGCGGAGGGCGGAGCGAGUGGGGACGGGGCGAGCGGCGUUGAGGCGGGGGACCGCUUCAGCCAGAUCAAAUCCUCGCUGAGGGAGCUGAGAAGGGGAUUGAAUGAGGUGACUGCGCCCUAUAACCAGAACCCCGCUGCUGAGAUGAAAGUUGCGCGCGGGCGUCGACCAAGCGCACAGGCGCUAUCGCAAGCACGAGCGACGGCGGGGGCGGACGCGGUAGCGGGGGCGGUCGUGGGUCCGGGGGCGAACGCGGUAGCGGGGGCGAACGCGGUAGCGGGGGCGGUCGUGGGUCCGGGGGCGGACGCAUUAGCGGGGGCGGACGCGAUAGUGGGGGCGGUCGUGGGCGCGGGGGCGGAUGAAGAUGUGGCGCUGCCGUGCGAGUUCUGCGCCGAGCUGGUGCCGCUAGAUGACCUUGUUAUACACCAGACCGGCUGCCGACCCGACCUAGCUCAACUCCGACCGGUGGAGGCCCCUCGCUGGCCGACCUCUGUUAGCAGUAAUGACGUCACUGUUGCUAACGUCAAUGAUGACGCCUCUGCUGCUGCUGACGUGACGUUGGGCGGUGCGGGGGAGGCGGUGAUACCGUGCGAGUUCUGCACGCAGUCCCUGCCGAUUGAGCUCAUCACAGAGCAUCAGGUCCGAUGCGAGAGAGAGUCCAGGCUACUUUUCCCAGACUAAGCUCUUCCAAGGUAAAGACUUUGUUAGGGUCAGCGCACACCAUGAAGUUAAUAUACCUAGCGGAAUAGAGCAACAAUCUCGAGCUGUCA